Linum trigynum is the source of this 1806-nucleotide messenger RNA. NCBI's taxonomy places the organism in Eukaryota, Viridiplantae, Streptophyta, Magnoliopsida, Malpighiales, Linaceae. The record is from the annotation of a GenBank genome assembly.
AUGGCUACUCUACGCCGACUGUUGAGAACUGCACGCUUCUCCCGUUCCGUCGCUGCCUCUUCCAAAGCCCUCCCCGGUCUUCCACGCGCACUCCCUUCGCGACGGCUCUGUGUGUCAUCUGUUGGGUCCUUUGAAUGCUACUCUCGUCCUGAUAGUCAGAGAAUUCCCCGGCCAUUGUUAGUGCCUGAUGCUACCAAGCUCAGCUCUGUGUACCCUAUCCUUCUUGCUGGUUUGCUUGGCGUUGGGGUUAAUGUAGCUUGUGCUGAUGCUGAUCAGGGAUCUGAACCCUUGCCUCCUCUGCCAUCCGGGGCUCCUGCGAGUUAUGCCGAGCUAGAGGAGACAGCCAAGAAGGAACGAAAACGGAUCGAGAAUGAGCUCAACAGUAAAGGAAUCAAAUAUGGUUCCUAUCCUGCCUUCACAAUCGCUGUCAAGGGCCAAAAGAUCACGAUCAAGUUCCAGAUUCCCCCUUCUUGCGACAUUCCUCAUUUGAUAGCUCAUCUUGCAUCACAUCUUGGAUUAAAUGCCAAACAAUCUGGGGGUGGUCGGGAUAUGUUGCUACGUUCUUGGGACAGUACUGUUGCGUGGCAAUUGAUACUUAGUCAGCCAUUGAGGGAAGGAACCAAUGAGGACAAGUCCCCAAAAGGAGAUGAAAAUUCACUUGAUGGGGCCGAUUUGUGCAUUGUCUUAUUUCAAUCACUCAUUACCUCAGAGAAAGCAGAAAUCGAGUUCAUGAAGCGUGGGAGCUUGAGCGCUGUAGAGCUUAAUGCUUUGGUGUCUGUUUUAGAAUUGGCUGGUGGAGGGUUAAAGAACUUGGAAAGAAAACCAGGUGGACCUGCUGUACGGGCACCUGCAACAGAUAAAUCAGUCGCCAGUCUGAAGGACAUGGGAGUAAGAAUAUAUGGACUCGAGGAACCUCUUAUAAAUUCUUCGAGCAAUGAGAUUUCGUGGGAGAACAUAGCUGGUUAUGAUAAGCAAAAAAGAGAAAUAGAAGACACAAUAUUGUUGGCUCUACACAAUCCUGAAAUAUAUGAUGACAUUGCUCGUGGGACUAGGAACAAGUUUGAGUCAAAUAGACCUCGAGCCGUCCUUUUUGAAGGUCCUCCAGGUACAGGGAAAACGUCUUCUGCUCGUGUUAUUGCUAAUCAAGCGGGUGUUCCACUUCUGUAUGUGCCAUUGGAAGUCAUUUUGUCAAAAUAUUAUGGGGAAAGUGAACGUUUGUUGGGGAAAGUCUUCUCUCUUGCCAAUGACCUCCCCAAUGGUGCCAUCAUAUUUCUAGACGAGGUUGAUUCUUUUGCUGUUGCUCGUGAUAGUGAAAUGCAUGAAGCUACUCGUAGAAUUUUAUCAGUAUUGUUACGACAGAUUGAUGGAUUUGAACAAGACAAGAAAGUGGUUGUCAUUGCUGCCACAAAUAGGAAACAGGAUUUGGAUCCUGCUUUGAUCAGCCGGUUUGAUUCAGUGAUUACCUUUGGUCUGCCUGAUCACAUGAAUCGCCUAGAAAUUACAGGCCAGUAUGCAAAGCACCUCACAAAAUCCGAACUAGAGGAAUUUGCUACAGUCACCGAAAACAUGUCUGGGAGGGACAUUAAGGAUGUGUGUCAACAAGCAGAACGAUCAUGGGCAUCCAAGAUAAUAAGGGGACAGGUAGGCAAAGAAGUAGUAGAAGAUGAGGAGCAUAGUCGUCGUCGUCUUCUUCCACCGCUUUCAGAAUAUAUCGAGAGUGCCGUAAGUCGUCAGAAGGCACUGCCACUGGGCUCGUCGGAGCAGAUCAUUCAAGGUCGAAAGAAACUUCAUUUAGAUUUUCAUUAG